Rhopilema esculentum is the source of this 5279-nucleotide messenger RNA. RefSeq names its product UV-stimulated scaffold protein A. Lineage: Eukaryota; Metazoa; Cnidaria; Scyphozoa; Rhizostomeae; Rhizostomatidae. The record is from RefSeq and is a predicted model, not a curated record. Gene Ontology annotation, cellular component: chromosome. Gene Ontology annotation, biological process: transcription-coupled nucleotide-excision repair; response to UV. Gene Ontology annotation, molecular function: RNA polymerase II complex binding.
CUAAAGUGAAUUUGUUUUGAAUGCGAAACUGAGGCAGGAUGUAAAUGUUCUACGUUUUGUUUGUUAUUUAUCACUCACAGUCAAGUCUAAUGAAACGACAAGAUGGAAAGCAAGUGUUUGGAGAAAAAUGACGAAGAACAGCUCUUCGAACUUGUUGAGGAACUCUCUACUAGUGGGGAGGCAAAACUUAGCGAGAAGUCUCUCAAAUCUUUGAAAAGGAUUUGCAAGAAAUCUGAUUCCAACAUAAAGUUGGUGUAUCGCAUUAUACUUUCUCAAAUGGAAAAGGAGCACUCUGAAAUCCGAUUCUCUUGUUUUCAAAUAUUAGAUGAACUGUUCAGUAGGUCACACGUAUUUAGACAGCUUGUUUUCGAAGACUUCCAGCAGAUAAUGGAGCUUUGCCUUGAAACAAGCGAUGAGAAAAAAUUACCACCCCCGCUUAGCACUGCCAAGAAGCUGAAAUUAUUUGCCUUGUCUAGGAUUGAUAGUUGGAACGAAAAGUACGGAAAACAUUACAAGAAGCUAGAGCUUGCCUACGACUAUUUAAAGAACGUUAAAAGGGUAGAUUUUGCUGGAAUGAGAUCAAGGACAUCCUUAGAACGAAACAGAGAAGAAGAGUUGGAAAGAAGGCGCAGAGAAAUUGAACAAAGAUCAUUGGAGACUGUAAGAAAAGAGAUGGAAGAUAUGUGUACAGAAAUUGAGUCAUCAGUGUUACAAGGAAAUAACUGUUUAAGUUUAAUUUUGCCAAGACCUUGUGAUUUAUAUGGAACAGAGGAUGGGGAGCAAGGAACUAGCUUUUUGCAUGACAGUAAUUCCCAUGAUGAUAAUGGGUCACAAGAAGAUGUAGCAGCAGAGACUUUAGAUGAUAGCACAGAUACUUGUAGCUAUCAUGGAAUAUCUGGGAAAAACUACAGUUUGACAAUAACUAUACCUUUAGGAAAAACUGUAAUCAAUGAGACACAGGAUAAUGCAGAUUUAUUGAAGUCUCUUCAAGAUAUUGUCAAUGAAACAGAGAGCAGAUAUUUACCUCAUCUUAACAAAUGGAUCAACAUAUUGACAAAGUGUAAUAAUGGUAGUAACCAGAUACAAAGGUGCAUUGACUUGAAAAACAAACUUCAGGAUUUGCUUGAUAAGCACAAAGAUCUUGAAAUUAUUCACAAGAAACAGGAUACAGAAAGUGAUAACUUUGGCAUUAAUGACAGUGACAAUGAUGAAGAAUUUUUAGAUGUUCCAGAGUCUGAAACUUUCAUUGUAGCAAAUGAAGAAGGGAUCUUGGCUACAAGCCAGGAAGAGGAAGGUAAAUCAUGGACAACAGAAAAAUUAGAACCACACUCUUCUAGAAACAAAUCAGAAUUACCAGUGUCAUCAGAAAAGGAAGCAAAGGCAAAGGAGCUCCUUAAGAAAGCACCUGUUAUUCCUUUUGAUAAUGACUUGAGGUACUGGAGCUCUAAAAAGUUGCACAUCACACCAAUAACCAAAAAUGACUCUUUGCAUAAAUUUUGGUGUAAUGGAGAGCACAAUGAAGAGUUUGUUCCAGCAGGGCUUGAGGAGUCACUAAGGAGCCGUGCCAUGAUAUUCGCAGGUACAUUUGAGAAGGUUAAAUGGAAGUGCAGAGCACCAAUGCCAAAUGGAAAACUGUGUGAGAGGCAAGACAGGGUGAAAUGUCCCUUUCAUGGGAAGAUUAUACCAAGAAAUGAUGUUGGUGAGCCAACAAACCCUGAAGACCAGACAAUUGAGGCAGAGAAAAAGCGAAAAAGAGACCAAGAAGAAGCUGAUGAGAUACGUAAGGAUGUUGCAAUGGCAAUUGGCACUAACCUGGGAGCAGGGCCGAAACAACGAAAAGGAAAGACUAGUGAAAGUAAGCUUAGGUAUACAAGGCUGACUGAUAUAAAAAAGAUCGAUAAUUCUUGUAGAAAGCGUCUAGAGAAGAAGGUUUUAAGUGCUGGAGCACUGCGAAGAGUAGAAGAAGCAACAAGUACUGUUACCAAAAGGAGAAAUCUGGAAAAGUUUGGCUCAAAUUUUAAUUAUCAUUAUGAGUGAUAAACUCGUUUAGUUAGCAUCUAGUUUUUUGGUUUUCCAAGGUGAAUUUUUAAAUAAAAUGAAAUUAAAUUAUUCAAAUGUAAUAAAAAACAAAAUUUAAGAAAUAAAUUACGAGGUUUUUAUGCUUUAUAUUAUAUGUUUUAUAUCAGCGAUAUCGUCAGUGGCGUAGCUAGCGGUCAUGCUUGUCAUGCCGGGCAUGACCAUCUAUUUUCAGAGUUAACAUUUUUCAAAAAAUUAUAUUUUCGUAAGAAUAAAGUCCUAUUCUCCUGAUGAAAUAGCUCAGGCCAUUCGCCUUUGGAGCCCUAUGGUUCCACCCAAGAAUAUGGAGCCCUCCGAAGGCGCUCUUCUAUUGUCGGGCAUGACUAAAACAGAGGGUUUCCAAUUUAGUCAUGCCCAUAACUAUGAGCAUGACCAAACCCUGUGUUUUAGUCAUGCCCAUAACGCUGGUUCCCUAUGUUUGGUCAUGCCUAACAAUAGGAGUGACGCAGGAGAGAACAAAGGCUAGUCAUGCCAUUUCGAGAAGGCAUGACCAUCAUUAUAAUCAUCAGAACCGUCCUGUGUUAUUUCGUGAACGCGAAUGCGAGGCAUCGAUGGCGGCGCUGCUAUGCCUAGAUCCACGAGCUGGGAGUUAAUUCUCUGUAAGUAAAAUGCAAACAAAAGCUUAUUGCCAAGCAGCCACGACUCAUGUUAAUCUCCAGAACAUUUUAUGGCAACGACAGGGUUUUUCAGCCUUAAUGGUGUUGCACUAUGUGGAGAAGUGACAGGCACGAAAGACCAUUUUGGACAUAAAAUCAGCGAGCAGGAUCAUUUUAUGCAACCAAACCAAACUCUCAGCCUUUUCAGUAAUCAAUUGUUACUAGUUGAACAUUUGCAGAGAAUCUUCUUGAUUUAGUGAAUGCCAAAUCUUGAUGCUGUUCACUGGAGAUGGAUGGAGGAGAUAACAGUGUUAUUUUCCAAACCAACAGAUUUGAGAGCUUAAACUUUCCAGACAUUUAGCAGCAUAUUCAGAAACUGUUAAGCCCUUUAAAAGCAUUGUUUCCAUAUUAUGAUUAGGACAAUAAGAUUGUAGUUAAUGGAUAGGGAAUGCCAGAACUUGCUUAAAGUUAUUCUUCAAUUUUUUGUUUAUUAUCACAUGCAAUAACACUGUUUUUACACACAAUUAAAGUCAAACUCAAAGCUCUACUGACUUCACUUUUAGUUGAAAGUACUUUUUACUACUUAUAGCUGUUGAAAUAAAAUGACCAGAGACAAGUCAAGCGUGUUACUGAUCUUGUUAGUUAAACAGUUUUAUUUCACUAUUACAACUUUUGAUGUAUUUGAAAAUUUACAAGAUCAAAUUAUUCAUUUACAACCCUUGUUUGCUAGAUUUAGUAAGGACAAUCCAAUCAUGUGGAUAUUUACCACAAGUAUAUGUGGAAACAUCAAUGUUUUUGUUAAGCUAAACUUAUUUUGCAAGGUAUUUUUCUAUUGAGUCUAACUUUGCAGAAAACAUUUUGCAACUAGGCCUAUCCAUUAUUUUAGCUUCCUAUAUUUCAUAUCAAUAUUUACAUUGGAUAUUCAUUUGCCAAUUUGUUUUAUUCAUCUAUCAAUUCUAUUGGGGUUGUUAGUUAAUCGUGAUGGCUUUAAAAUACCUUCAACAGAUUGAUAAUAAGACUAUUUGUGGAAAAGAUGACCAAAAAGCUCCCAUUCAGUUUCAUGUGAUUUAUUGUUUCAUAUACAAAUUUUAGCUUAUCUCUAAAAUUUACAAAUGUAUUUCAGCCUGCAAAUUGAAAGAGAUUAGGAGAACAAAACAAUUUUUAAUUUAAGCUAAGUUUAUCUACUAUACUAAACUAAUGUUUUUUUAAUGUCUUUUGUACAGUUCUGUUUGGAAAUUGUCAGAACUCUGUCUGUAUAAAUUACCAACAAUCCAAAACAGUGUCACAGCUAUAAGAUAAAGGUAAUUUCAUAGUGUAACAAGAUGAUUGCUAUGAAAUAAGGAAAGCUCAUUCCAAAAGUUAAUCACAAUUUUUUUAUAAGUCACAAGCCUUAAAAUUAAAAUUUCCAAAAGGAAUUCAUCAACUAAAAAAUUGGGCGUGGUAAAAUUUGGCGACACCCAUAUUUUUUCAAAUUUGAGGGGAGGGCAUGACCACUGCUAUUUGGCUAUCUACGCCACUGGAUAUCGUAUAUCUAAAACAGUCAACUAUCGCAUAUAUGUAUUAUACAUUGCUUCAAAAGUUUUCUGUAAGUCAUUUAAUAUGCGCUUUUAAUUUCCAAAGCUAAAUGUUUUUCGGAUAAAGAUGGAGAGUUAAAAGCAAUUCACAAAUGUAACAGCGAUAGGAGAGGACAAGAGGACAAGAAAGAGCAUUUAGACCUUGAAAAGGCAGGCAGAACAAAGUCAGCAUAAUAAUCAUUUCGUUGAAUUUACAGCCAAAAUUGCGUUAUGUUUUAUGGUAGGAAAAUGCUAGUUGUGCAAGCCAGCUUAAUGUGGGAAUAACCUUUAAUGAGAUACGUUGAAAUAAUUAAACGCAUAUCCUUAUUUUUAUUGUAUGUUAUUUGGUACAUCAAUGUGAAUAAUGUGAUGAUUAUGCUGUCAACUUCAUGAAUUUUAUGAACUUUAUUGCACUAAAGGACUUUUUUCUCUCAGCUUUUCUUGUUGAUGGUCAACAAAAUAGAAUUGAAGCGAGGAAGACGAAUGUUUCAAGCGAAUUUCCUCGCAUUCCACAUUUAUUUAUCACCUUUUCUUUAAAAGUAUUUACCGUUAUUUAUAAUAAAUGAAAUUUUGUAAGCGACCGAAGCCUGUUAGCUAUUUCAAUUACGAGCUAGCAGACUACAACCCCUAGUUCAAUUAUCGGACACAAGUAGGACACAAGUAUUUUGGGUUACUGUAUGUUUCUGUUUGGAAGUGUCCGUCGUAUGAAGUUUACAAAGCGUUAACUGCGGCAGGGACUGCGCACUACUCUAAAAGUGGAGGGGCUGAAAUGGGUGCGACCGAAACUUUUUGAGGCCACGCCCUCUGGAACGCCAGAAAACGCCCCUUUUAGAAAAUGCUUGCUUAUUUCUAUUGAAUUUUUUAAAAAGAGUCUGGUUCAAAGAAGAUAUCAAGAACCAUAAAAAUAGAUAUAAUUAGCUCGAGGGUAAAAAAAACCAAGGUAACCAAGUUAGAAAAUACAUCGUAUCAUUAAACAAGAUAAAACACCUAGAAAAAGAACAAAAAUGGUUCCCAGUCAAUGAGAACUGCUACUGCAUAAACUAUCCAAAGUUGC